This is a messenger RNA of Gordionus sp. m RMFG-2023, 4464 nucleotides long. RefSeq names its product endosome/lysosome-associated apoptosis and autophagy regulator family member 2-like. NCBI's taxonomy places the organism in Eukaryota, Metazoa, Nematomorpha, Gordioida, Chordodea, Parachordodidae. The transcript has 23 exons. Bases 46 to 4200 code for a protein of 1384 amino acids. The record is from RefSeq and is a predicted model, not a curated record. Gene Ontology annotation, cellular component: membrane.
UUAAAAAUAAAAAUUACCUGUGAUUCUAAAAAUGAUAAAAUAUUGAUGAAAUAUUUAAAUUAUUACUUUGUAAUAUAUAUUAUUAUAGCUAUCUACUAUACCAUCGAAGAAGAGCUUCCCCGUUGCCAGAAGGAAGAUUUUCAUUAUGAGUUUACAGAAUGUGAUAAACAUGGAGGCAGAUGGAGAGUCUCAGUACCGGACCUAAAUAAAUGCAUUGGCGGUGAACCCAUGCCACCUCAGAGAGGGAAGGAUUGCAUGUUUUCCUGUUCGCCCGGUUACUUUCUCGAUAUUCAAGGAGAUCAAGAGUGCCACCCGUGCCUCUCCGGCACUUACUCGUUGGGCGGUGGUUUGAGGUUCGAAGAGUGGAAUUCCUUGCCUCCCGGAUUUAAAUCUCUCAGCGAGGGAGUCGAGGACAGGGACCUUGGCGAUAAGGAUGCCUCCGAUUUCCUUAAAUACAAUUGCUCCAAAUCACUGUGGAGAGCCUCGGGCGAAUUUUUAGCGUCUUAUCCCAACCUUUGCGUCGCUUCCUUGUAUUACACGGUCAAAUUAGUCAAGCCCGGAAAACUGAAGUUCGUGUACCGUUAUUCCAACAUUGACACCUUUUUCAAUUAUAUGGUUUUGAACGAGCAAUGUCAAAAUUUAAAAGAUACCAAAGUUAGAUGGCCAGAACUGACGGAGGAAAAUGAUUGGAAAUUGGAAGAAAUCGACUUGAAAUCCGGUCAAAAUAUUAUAAUUUGGAGGAGCGCGGGAGUGAUAGAAAGUCCAAGCUUAACAAUGGCCAUUCUUAUUCAAAAGAUUCAAAUCGAAGGUGUAGCCUACGCUUCUCAGUGCGAUAAAUGCCCGGCGGGAACUUCUAGCCCGAACGGAUCUACCGAGUGUCCAUCUUGUUCGGAAAAUUACUAUACUCCACUACCCGGGUCACCAUCCUGCCUUGCCUGUCCGUCUCAUAAAUAUUCUCCCAAAAGCUCCUCCCAAUGCUUUGAAAGGGAGCCGUGCAGGGUCGCCGAUUAUAUCGAAACGUAUUCGGAAUGCGACACCAAGACUAAAAAGAGGAAACUGAUAUACUCAUGGAUAUCCCCUAAAAUUUGCUCGGACACGCUAAAAGGUUCUAUCAGGCUACCUUCCUCCAAGAAUCAAUAUGUAGAUUGUCAACCCUGCAAUGCCGGUAUGUAUUAUAACAGCACCUCUAUUCACGAUCUUAAACGCGCAGAUACGAACACAUCUAUAAGCCUGAGCCUUGAAGAUAACAUUGAAAUGGAAGGAGUUGGGAUGUGCCAUUUUAGUCCCGCUGGGACAUACACUGACGGUCUUAAUUUUACCACCGAAUAUCAAAAAUGUCCUGCUGGAACCAUUCCUAGGUACGGUUUUUACUACGACAAAUGGUUUACUAUGCCCCCUUACUUAAACGCUUUUUGCUAUACGCUCACAGGGAAAUGUUCGAGUGAAGAAGGAUGGAGGGUUGGAGGGCCAGCAGGAUAUAUUGGCACCUACACAAAAUCGCAUCCUAUCCCUGGCAAGGAGUUUCCGGAAAAAGAAACGACCCAGAGCUACAAAUCGGCUUACUUCAAAUACUACAUGUUAUCGGUCGAUGCGGCCGUUAAACCAAUGCUCCCUUAUGGUAGCGUGACCUUUGAAUUCGCUAUCAGCGCGACGGAUGGCGACCAGCGUAUUGCUGAGGGCUGCGUGUUAUAUUUCGUCAAGACAACUCCCAACAAAUUGGCUCAAAUUAUCAGGAAAUGGACGCGGGCCCAAUUUUUAUCUGAACUCAGUCGUCAGAAUACUCAUAGAUCAUCUCACGUGACUGUUAAGCGUAAACCUCGCUUCUACUCUAAAAAUUCGCAAAAUAGACUCACCUUCGCUUACAAGGUCAAGAGUUCUGCUAACUUUCAGUCAUCCAUGUUCCCUUCUUUCAGGUGGAUUCUGCAAAAACCUUUCGGAGUUUCUAUACACCCAAAGAACGCUUCAGGAGAAGGCAGUGAGCUAGAGGGCGAUUAUUGUAGUGCCUAUAUAUACACUAUAAACAUGACGAACGUGGCCUUGGUAUAUUCAACAUCGAAAGAAAUUAUAAAAGGGGGAGCUGACUCAUGUGUCCCUUGUAUAACAUCUUCGAAUCCCGAAAACGAGGAUAUAGACCCCAACUUAUGCCUACCCUGUCCCCCGGGACACUUUUAUUCCCUCUCUCCCAAACCAAAACCGCCUGUACUUGAGCUGAUAAGUAGUCCUAUUCUCAAUGCGUCCUCUCUCGCCUCCGCGAAUAAUUCCUCUAUAAAGGUUAAUGAACACAACGAAACCGGCGAUAACGGUAAGAAGAUGCAUUGCGAACCUUGCCCGGAGGGGACGGUAAUAGAUUUAGAUCAUUAUUACGGCUCGAAUAAUAAUCCGGGAAUGUUGACCGUAGCUGCUUGCAAGUCUUGCGGGGUCGGAACUAAGCCUUCGAAGAAUAACGGGUUGCUCCCUAAAUGCGUCAGCGAUUGCAAAUUGCAAGAAAAAGUGGGAAACGGAAAUGAAACGGAUAGAUACGAUUUUAGGGCACUUUCCGGGUUGAAAUUGGUCGACUCCGAGCCCCUGUUCACAUCGGGUGGUACUAAAUACCAUUACUCCUUCAGCUUCGAACUUUGCCAUGAUAGCGAAUCGAUAGACCCUUUAUUACCUAUCGUUUGUAGCGACGAUGAAGAUAACGAAGAAGGUAGUGGCACUAAUGUCAACGGGAAUGACCCUCUUGGUGAUCAUAGCCAGGGAGACGUGAAAAACGGAUAUUUUAAGAAUUCGCCUUCGGUGUGCCGUUCCAUCGUUGUUCCUUACAAUUCUUUCGAAAUAAUUACUGGCAAAAGUCAUUUAAUUCCUUCGUUGAAUGAUACUCACAAACAUAGUAAUAACAAAAGAGUUUUAUCCGUUAGCCUAGGCGAUAAAUUGCUAGCAGUGGGAACGGCCAAAGUACCCCUUAUCGCUCGAGCUUUGAAUGAGGAAUUUAAAUUUAAGGAGAACAAAACGUCGUUUGCCGGAAAAGAUGGUUUCUCUAAACAACUCAGUGCUCAACCUGACAACGUCCAUUUCCUAUACCGUUCCAACACGCCUACCUUAGCUUGCCCUAAUGGCCGAUCUACUCUUAUAACCCUAAUAUGCGACAUAUCCGCCCUUUCCAUAACCGCGGAAAAACUGACGCGUCAACGGAAAAUCGAUUUGAAUCCCUUUUUCAACCUCGAGGAGGAUAAUAUAUCGCCUACCGAACAUAUUUACCUGCCCGAUGAAUGCAAAUUAGGAACAUGUGAUGGUUGCCAUUUUAGGAUAAUGCUUAAAAGUAUGCACGCGUGCCCUAUAUGUUCCGAAAAGGAUUUCAGGAUCGUGAAGGGCGAAUGUUCUAAUGGCAAACAAGUUAUUUACCGUUAUCCCGGAAGAUAUUGUAGAACGAUUGACGAUAAUUCCUUCUCUUCCGCCCUGGUUCAAUCUUGCUCAUCGUUGAAUUACAAAGUUUAUAAUUAUUUUUAUUCUAAAGUUUCUAAUUUGAGCGACCCCCUUCCCUCUUCCUCUAGAACUCAAAUAGGGGUGUAUUUAGGGAGCUAUUACCAAAUACGUUUAAUAGUAUUGACUUCAAUGAGUGCCGGUGUGGUCCUGCUUUCGGUAUUGUUAUUCUUAUGGAAGAAGAACCAAAAGCUCGAAUACAAGUACACGGCCCUGGUACAAGAGACCACCAACAUUAGGACACCUCGUGACGGAAAAUUUUCCCUACCUGCCGUGGAUUCUUGCGCACUAUCGGAGGGAGAUACCGACGAACAAAAUAGCGGACCCGCGAAAGAUACACUGUGGCGACGAUUCGUUCAGCGUUUUACCGAAAGAAGUGGUGGCUCCUUUAAAAAUGUCGAAUUCGUUGGUGAUGAGGAUGGGAUUUCUCUCUUAGACAAUAAUGAUAAUGGCGGUGGAGAUAUACCAACUAGUAGGGAUGUCAGGAGAAUGUCCAAUAACAAUAUUCGCGGGAAGUCCUUUAACAGCAAUUCCACCUUCGAAAACAUCACCCUGGAAGCCAGAGUAUCUGGCAAGGACCACGAAGACAGUUUCGUACAGUUUUCCACGCCCAACCUGUCCAUGUCCAACUCGACCCUCAACUCUACUCGAACCACGCAAAACAACAAAAAUAAUGAUUCGUAUCUCGCGGGCACGGGAGAAGGCUACGAGGAAGAACGGACAAGUUUAAUUAACGCCUAAGAUAAAUUAUUUCCUCCCAUAAUGUAUUGUUUUUUUUUCGCCUUCAAAAAGUGCAAUCAAUGCUUAAAUAUAUUUAUCUCUUCUCCCUCCCAUUAACUCUGUAACGGCUAGUUUUAUUAUAACAUUUUCACAACCAACUUAUAAAAUUCCACGAAUUAUAGUGUGCGUUUAUUUAUAUUGGAUUUAUUAUAUUUCAUAUUAAUUUAAGCUCAAAUGAAAGUGUUCUUACUCAAGAUACUCCUUUAAACCAAAUAAAUCUCAUAA